Carassius gibelio (silver crucian carp) is the source of this 3228-nucleotide messenger RNA. Its product is annotated as aryl hydrocarbon receptor repressor-like. The transcript is spliced from 9 exons. Gene Ontology annotation, biological process: regulation of transcription by RNA polymerase II. The record is from RefSeq and is a predicted model, not a curated record. NCBI's taxonomy places the organism in Eukaryota, Metazoa, Chordata, Actinopteri, Cypriniformes, Cyprinidae. Gene Ontology annotation, molecular function: nuclear receptor activity; protein dimerization activity; transcription cis-regulatory region binding. Gene Ontology annotation, cellular component: nucleus; cytoplasm; transcription regulator complex. Bases 171 to 1799 code for a protein of 542 amino acids.
AUCGCGUGCGAAGAGUCCGGCGUGUCAUUCUGUGGAAUCCGCCACCUGAAACACACACACACACAUAAACUCUCUCUCUCUUUCACACACACACACACACACACACACGAGUCUCUGCUGCAGCUCAUUCUGCGCUCGAUCAUCACACAGCAGAGCAUCUGUUGGUGAAGAUGAUUCCUCCUGGAGACUGUCUGUACGCGGGGAGGAAGAGGAGGAAACCCGUCCAGAAACACAGAAAACCAGCAGCAGUGACGGAGAAGUCGAACCCGUCGAAGCGGCACCGUGACCGUCUGAACGCUGAGCUGGAGCGACUCGCCGGACUGCUGCCCUUCUCCCCUGAGAUCAUCUCCAAACUGGACAAACUGUCCGUCCUGCGUCUGAGCGUCAGCUACCUGCGGGUCAAGAGCUUCUUCAGCACUGCUCACGAGAAACACAUGAACGGGAAAGAGAGCGACACGACGGCCAGCAGUGCCCCUGAGAGUCAUCUGCUGCUAGAGUCUUUAGCAGGUUUUGCGCUGGUGGUCAGCAGUGAUGGGAUGGUCUUCUACGCCUCCUCCACCAUAGUGGACUACCUGGGCUUCCACCAGACGGAUGUGAUGCAUCAGAACGUGUUUGAUUAUAUUCACGUGGAUGACAGACAGCAGUUCAGACAGCAGCUGCACUGGGCCAUGAACCCUUCACCUGACGGAUCGGGUGAAGGUUUCGUGUUCAGCAGUUUGUUUCAGUCUGAGUCGGGUGACGUUCCUCCGGAGUUCUCCUGCUUCCUGAACCGCUGCUUCAUCCUGCGCGUGCGCUGCUUACUGGACAGCAGCUCUGGAUUCCUGACGAUGCAGUUUCAGGGAAGACUGAAGCUCCUUCACGGUCAGAGGAAGAAGACGUCGUCCGGAGCGCUUCUGCCUCCUCAGCUGGCUCUGUUCUGCGUCGCUGUUCCUCUGCUCCUGCCCUCCAUCACCGAGAUGAAGAUGAAGAGCGGCGUGAUGAAGGGCAAACACAGGAACCCCGGCGUCCUCACCUCGUUAGAUCACAAUGACAGAGACGAUCCUCUCAGCCGUCCACACAUGAGCCAAGACAGCGUCAGGUACAAGAGCGAAGGUCACUACGGUCCAGACGAGUCUGUGAUCUUCUGCAGGUCGAGUGGUCAGGGCCUGGACUGCGGCGGGUGGCCCGUGAGAAGCUCCUCGGUCCGGACGGUCGACCUGCUGCCCGGCGCUCGGCUCUGCAGACACACGCAUCGAUCAGACUCUGGAUAUUACAGUCACAGAGCUGAGGCGUACGACGACUACAGCAUCAAGAGCGAGAACUUCUGCUACGAAGCUCCCGGCGAGGGAUACGACACACACGUGAUGCUGGAGCCGCCCAUAAAGAUGGAGCAAGACUCGGACUCGGAGAACGGCUGCGGACGGCCCUGGACGGAUGGGGAGCGUUACCUGAGCGGCUGUGACAGUGUGCAGAUGAAAGCGGAGGGUGGAUACGGAGAGCAGUAUUCCUGCCAGAGGAUGAAGGGAACCACGUACAGCAGUCACUAUCCCUCGAACACUUACAGCGGGACGCGAGCGCUCAAGAGCGUCCUGAACAGAGAAGCACUGACCUCACAGUGUGUGGACGCCUACGCUGCUGAUUACAAAGAGUAUGUACAGCACGACUACAAAACGGGCUAUGAGUUCAAAGGUCACGGGCUGCUUCACUGCAUCAAACAGGAGCCGACUGACGCUCCGCUGUGGCUCGACGUCUCCAGCAGCGGCUCGAGGAUCAACAUGAGCAGCACACACCGGAGCAACCCCUGCGUCUUCAUGCAGUAGAGCUCCACCUUCAGUCUCAGUCUGGACACUCAUGUGCUGCCUUUCAACACACAGUCACCGUGUUACACACACACACACACACACACACACACACACACACACACACACACACACACACACACCCACACACACACACACACACACACACACCCACACACACACACACACACACACUCACACACACACACACACACACACACACACACCCACACCCACACAGACACACACUCACACACACACCCACACACACACACACACACACACACUCACACACACACACACACCCACACAGACACACACACACACACACACUCACAUCCUUAAAUCCAGACACAUUUACUGGAAAUGUAAAAUCACCUAAAUAUAAAGUCUUGAUUUCUGAACUAGGGUUCAAACUUGAGCUUACAAAAACAAAUAGCAAUUUUUCCUUUGAACCUUUUUUUUUGUCACUCGUUUAGACGAUCUUUUUGGAAAACAAGACUAAUCAUCUUAAGCCAUGUUUGCUUGUAUCUUGUUCUGGAAAACAAGACACACAUCCUAAGAAUCACUGAUAGUGAAGUGUUUCUGUCAGGUUCAGCGUCUGAGCGUCUGGUUAGAUUUAGUUUGGGCUAUCAUUAUUUUCUUCUAUGUGCACUGUUGUAUAGUGAAGCUAGUAUUUCUUUCACAGUUUGUCUGUUUGUUGAAAAUGCAUAAGUAAAAAUGACCAACAGAAAAAUGAGAACAGAAAAACACAAUAAUCUGAAAUGACCCUGAGUGUGUUCACAAUAAUCUUGAGUCUAUCAAUCUUGAUUAUUGGUUUACUUUUAACAGUUGUUUUAUUAAAGUAUUUCAUCUGCAUCUUUAUUAAGUAUUUAAUGUUUAGAAAUGGAAGAUUUGAUCAGAAGUUUGUGUUCUUUGUCUUCUGAUAUCUCUCUCAUUAAACACUCAAGAGAACUAACAUGCUGAAGCAGACCAGUAAUAAAACAGUAAUAAAUUGUCAAACAUUUAGGCUCUUAAACAUUGUGAUGUUAAAUUCUCUUUGGAAUUGAUAAAAAUGCCAAACAUUUCAUGUGUUUAAUAGAGCAUGCUCUGAAGUUUAGUGCUCGUAAUUAUGACUUCAUAUAAAACUACUGUUCAAAUGUAUUAAUAAUAAUAAUGCUGCACUUGCACUACUAGGGCUAGUAAACUGGAAGAAAACGCAUAGCUUCCUGUUAGAUGAGCUGUUUCUGGAAGGUUCAUUUGUAUCAAUAAUUUGUAUUUAUUGUUUAAUGGCCUUUUGCACUUUUUCCGGAAGGAUUUUAACAUGACGUUUUGCCUCUGGCAUUCAAUAUGGGCAAUAAAUAUUAACAGAAGAUGCAGUAAUGUUUUACACAAGUUUGUAGCUGCAAAGCAGUCUUCCUGUUAUAUUUAUUACAUUUAUAAAAAUAAAAAUCUUUUAUUACAAAAAGUC